AUGGAUAAUUUAGGAUGGAGAUUUAUCAAUAAAGAAGAAUUAAAAUCGUUAAAGAAUCCAGAUGAGGAUGUUAGUUUAGGUACGGUUGAUCAUGUAUAUGGUUUUAGUCGUCUUCGUGAAUUAUAUUUUAAAGUGAAUCCUGAUUAUGAUGGUAGAUUUACUGUUCCUGUUUUAUGGGAUAAAAAACAAGGGACAAUUGUUAAUAAUGAAUCAUCUGAAAUCAUUAGAAUGUUAAAUACUGAAUUUAAUGAUAUUAUCCCCAAAGAAUUUGCUAAAGUUAAUUUAGUUCCCAGUGAAUUAGAAGCUGAAAUUGAUGAAUUAAAUUCUUGGGUAUAUGAUAAUAUUAAUAAUGGUGUUUAUAAAGCUGGGUUUGCCACAGAUCAAGAUGUUUAUUCAAAAGAAUGUAUUAAUCUUUUUAAACAUUUAGAUAAAGUUGAAGCUAUUUUAAAGAAGAAUCAUGAAGAAGGUAAACAAUUUUUAGUUGGUAAUCAAUUAACUGAAGCUGAUGUUAGAUUAUAUACUACCAUUGUUAGAUUUGAUCCAGUUUAUGUUCAACAUUUUAAAUGUAAUAUUGGUAUGAUUAGACAUGAAUAUCCUUAUAUUCAUAAUUGGCUUAGAUUAUUAUAUUGGACAAUUCCGGGUUUUAAAGAAACUACUAAUUUUGAUCAUAUUAAAUUUCAUUAUACUAAAUCUCAUAUUGCAAUUAAUCCUAAUGGUAUUACCCCAGUUGGUCCAAUUCCAAAUAUCUUACCUUUGGAAAAGUAA
Messenger RNA from Hemisphaericaspora subhashii, 765 nucleotides. It is a transcript of the gene ECM4, whose product is annotated as omega-class glutathione transferase. The record is from RefSeq and is a predicted model, not a curated record. Gene Ontology annotation, cellular component: cytoplasm. Bases 1 to 765 code for a protein of 254 amino acids. The transcript has a single exon. Lineage: Eukaryota; Fungi; Ascomycota; Pichiomycetes; Serinales; Debaryomycetaceae. Gene Ontology annotation, molecular function: glutathione transferase activity.